This is a messenger RNA of Eruca vesicaria subsp. sativa (arugula), 1104 nucleotides long. NCBI's taxonomy places the organism in Eukaryota, Viridiplantae, Streptophyta, Magnoliopsida, Brassicales, Brassicaceae. The record is from the annotation of a GenBank genome assembly.
AUGGCUUCCACUGAAACUCUCCCUCGUUUCUUCAAAGUGUUCAUCUCCCAUUUUAGCUCAGACUCUAUGCUUAUCCCCAUCUCCUACUACGAUGAACUUCCACGUCAUUUGCCCAAGACAGCGAUUCUCCAAGGCACUGGUGGAUGUGUUUGGAAGGUAGCCAUGACGCUGAAGCUAGAGGAAGAGGAAGUGUACUUCGAACAAGGGUGGCCCAAAUUCGUUAAGGACAAUGCUCUGGUCGAUGGAGACUUUAUGACCUUCGUGUAUAACGGAGACAACAUUUUCGAGGUCAGCAUCUAUGGCCUUGAUGGAUGUAAAGAGACUAGAGCAGUGGCUGAAGUUGAGGAUGAGGAAGAAGAAGACAGUAUCUGUGCUCUAAGCAGCGAUGACACCACAGAUACUAGUGCUGAAUCUGAGAAGGCCAAAACAGUUCAGAGAAACAAUGACAAAGGAAAGGCAAAAGUGGAAGCUGUGGAUGAUUCUGAUGAUGAAGAAGACAGUGUUUAUUCUCUCAGCAACAGCAAAGACACAGACAAAGACACUUCUUCUGAAUCUGAAAUGGCCAAUGCAGUCCCGAGAAGCGAGGACAAAGGAAAGAAGAAGAAGAAAGUGGAGAGUUCUGAUAGUGAUUAUGCUGAAGAAUUUGGUCGCUUAGAGAUGGAAGAGGACUCGAGCAGUGACAGUUCUUAUGCUCCAGACAGUGAAGACACAGCCACUCAUGCCAAACGAAAAGUGACAAGUCCAAAGAAGAAAGGAGUAAAGAGCAUAAUCGAAAACCCGGAGGUGUAUCUGGAUGAUCCAACGAAUAUAUAUUUUGAGACAGGCGUGAAGAACAGGAAAUACGAGCUGUUAGUUCAUGCACAGCUGGUGAAAGACUACUGCCUGAGGUUUAAAGACUACAUUUACUACAUCGACCCAAAGGGGAAACUAGAGGCGAAAACGGCGAGGUGGAAGGACCAACGUGUGUGCAUCAAAAAAUGGAUCCGCAUUUGCAAUAGGAACAAGCUGAAGAAAGAAGAUCGUGUCGUGUGUGAGCUCUUGCGUAACAAAGAUCUGGUUUAUGCUGUUAAGAUCCACAUCGUCCGUGCGAAAUAUUUGGUGUGA